CUUGUACCUCUCAUCGUAGGAUCCACCUAAAAUUUCAUCCUGGCUCAAUCGCUUCAUCCAUCGACUACAUCCAAACCUCUCUCUCACUCUCAUACAGAGACCAUACACACAUUAAAGUGUGACAAAACGUAUCGAAUCUGCCCAAGAAAGGCACAAACAGGGAGUAUAUUUCUGGACGGAUCUCAUCAUCCAGGGAAGGACACCGCGCCUCAUUCAUUCCCAACAGGCUUAACCGACUCGCCUCACACACGCCAGUCUCUUACUCAUCCUCACCCUCACCAUCACCCACCAUGGCUCCUAAACGCGCCGCCGAAGGCACAGCCUCAAAAGACCACCAAGUCAAGAAGCGCAAGGGUUUCGGACCAAAUACUCUCCCCGAGGGCCCAUGGCGUAGAAAGGUCGAAAAGAAGAAGAUUGAGCUCAUUCACAAGGCCAAGAUCAAGAAAGCCUACGCAAAGAUCAAGGAGCGCGAACUCGCCUCCCAGGCCUCAUCCUCAUCCUCAAACGCACAGCAACCCGCCACCGCCAACGUCACCGCCGCGCUGGCACAGAAGGACGUCUCAAGCGAAGAUGAGCUCGACUCCCUCCAGGACCCCUCCAGCAAGACGGGCUCUCCUGCGCCGACUUCAGCAUCAGCAGCAGCAGUAGUAGUAGACACACCCACAGACGCCACAUCCUCAUCCUCAUCAACACCAACACCGCCAACUACAACAACCACAACCCCUAACCCCUCAAAAGAAAAAGUCCACCCCUCCCGCGCAGAAACACUCGACAACGAAGGUGACAAACAACCUAACCCAAACACAAUCGCCGCCCCCGGGGGCGGAGACCGCUACGAACCCGGCCAACAACGCAAACCCCGCACCAACAAACCAAACUACUACGAAAAACAACUCGCCCAAGCCUCGCAAAAAAAACAAGAGGCAGAGGCCCGCCACGCCGAGAUCCAGCGCCGCCGCGAGGAACGCGAGCGCAAGACGGCCGACCGCGAGCGGUACCGCCGGGCCAUGGCCAAGGCGCGCAAGGGCACCGAGAAUGGCGGGCAGCGCAGGCUGGGCAGGGAGAGCGCGCUGUUGUUGGAGAAGGUGAGGCGUAUGGUUGGGGAUUCAAAGUAGAGUGUGAGUGUGAUGGAGGACCGGGAGAAAAAAAAAAGGAGAAAGGUUUGUGACCUGGGGAAAAGAAGAUGGGAGAUUGAGCGGCAAGUCUGUUGAGUCUGCCCUCAUCCCUCUGAGAGUCUGCACAGCUUGAUACCACAUUGUACAUAUCACAUUGUUAGGGCACAAUGGUUUAUAAAAGUUUCGGAUU
This is a messenger RNA of Colletotrichum godetiae, 1305 nucleotides long. RefSeq lists its product as uncharacterized. The coding region runs from base 291 to 1115 and encodes 274 amino acids. Lineage: Eukaryota; Fungi; Ascomycota; Sordariomycetes; Glomerellales; Glomerellaceae. The transcript has 2 exons. The record is from RefSeq and is a predicted model, not a curated record.